Molecule: messenger RNA, 1904 nt
Organism: Ichthyophthirius multifiliis
Lineage: Eukaryota; Ciliophora; Oligohymenophorea; Hymenostomatida
Exons: 2
Biological process (GO): aspartyl-tRNA aminoacylation
Cellular component (GO): cytoplasm; aminoacyl-tRNA synthetase multienzyme complex; cytosol
Molecular function (GO): ATP binding; RNA binding; aspartate-tRNA ligase activity
Source: RefSeq, a predicted model, not a curated record
AUAUAUUUUAAAGAAUAUAAUAAUUAUAAAAUAUUACUAUAUAAAACAAUAAAUAUCAAAACUUGUUAAUUUUCCUCUACAUAUAAAAUGUCAGACUAAUAAUAAUAAUAAUAACUUUAAGAAGAUGCCUAAAAGACUGUCUAAUAAUAACAAAGAAAUCCCAAGAAAUUAGAAAAGGAACAAGAAAAGGAAAGAAAGCGUUUAGAAAAAGAAGCCGCCUUAUUAAAAGAAUAAGAAGAAAAAUGGUAAAAAGAGCUUCAAGAAGACACAUCAAAAAAUUUAUAUGGAGACUACCCAAUAGUAUAAAGUUAAGAUAAGACUAACCGUAAAUGGACAAAAGUAAAAGAUAUUGACGAAAAACUUGUCGGAUAGACAGUAUUAAUCCGUUCUCGUAUUCACACUUCUAGAGUAAAAGGAAAUGUUGGUUUUUUAGUUUUAAGAGAAUAGUUUUUCACAAUAUAAGCCAUGGCUUAGAAGACAGAUUAAGUAUCUAAAACAAUGCUUAAAUGGAUUGGAAAAGUCCCUUGCGAAUCUUUAGUUGAUGUAUAUGCUAAAGUAAGUUAACCAGAAGUUGAAAUUAAGAGUACUACUUAAAAGGUUGAACUUUAAAUUGAAAAAAUUUACUUGGUAAGUCGCUCUAAAGCAGUUCUUCCUUUUUAAUUGGAAGAUGCUUCUAGAUAAAUGAAGAAGGAAGACUAACUUAAAGAAUAUCAAUAAAAUUAAGAAUAAUAAUAAGAAUAAAAGCAAGAAAAAUAAUAAUAGGAAGAAGAAUAGAAGGAGAACAAAUCCGUGGUUGUAAAUAUGAAAACUAGAUUAGAUAAUCGUAUUAUUGAUUUAAGAACACCUGCAAAAUAAGCUAUUUUUAGACUUUAGUCAGGAAUAUGUUAACUUUUUAGAGAAUAUUUAAUCUCUUAAGAUUUUGUUGAAAUUCACACUCCGAAAUUGAUUGGAGGAACUUCUGAAGGUGGUUCAAAUGUUUUCAAAUUAAAAUAUUUUAAAUAAGAUGCCUGCUUGGCUCAAUCUCCUUAAUUAUACAAAUAAAUGUGUAUUCAAAGUGAUUUUGAAAGAGUUUUUGAAAUUGGACCUGUUUUUAGAGCUGAAAAUAGUUUCACCCAUAGACAUAUGUGCGAGUUCACAGGCUUGGAUAUUGAAAUGACUAUAAAAGAAAAUUAUCAUGAAUUAUUGGACCUUUUUGCUGAACUUUUUAUUUUUAUUUUCUAAGGAAUAGAGUAAAGAUAUAAGAAAGAAUUGGAAGCCAUUAAUAGCUAAUUCCCUUUCGAGCCUUUCAAAAUUAAAACUCCAAUAGUUAAACUUACAUUUGAAGAAGGUUGUAAAUUAUUGAAGGAAGCCGGAAUUGAACAAAGUGUUCAUGAAGACUUGGAUACUGAUGUAGAAAAAAAACUUGGGUUGAUAGUUAGGGAGAAAUAUGAUACUGAUUUUUACAUGAUGCAUAGGUAUCCAGUAUCUGCUAGACCAUUCUAUACUAUGCUUUGCCAUGAUGACCCUAGAUUUACUUUGUCAUAUGAUUUCUUUAUGAGAGGUUAGGAAAUUACAUCAGGGGCUUAAAGAAAUCACGACCCAGCUUCACUUGCUAUAAGAGCUUAGGAAUGUGGAAUUAAUGUUGAUACUAUUAAAGAAUACAUUGAUUCUAUGGCUUAUGGAGCUUAUCCUCAUGGUGGAUGUGGUAUUGGACUUGAAAGGGUUUUGUUCUUGUAUUGUGAUUUAUAUGAUAUUAGAAACGGGUGUAUGUUUCCAAGAGAUCCUAAAAGACUUGCUCCUUGAUUCAAUUUUAUUUUAUUUAGUUUUUUGUAUUGAUUUUUAUAUUUUUUAUUAUUAAUAAUGUUCUUUUUUUAUUUUAGAAAAACUGAAAAAAAUUCAAAAUAUUUAAAAUAUUUAAUUAAUUU